This is a messenger RNA of Rhododendron vialii, 1443 nucleotides long. RefSeq names its product 5-methyltetrahydropteroyltriglutamate--homocysteine methyltransferase 1-like. Gene Ontology annotation, molecular function: zinc ion binding; 5-methyltetrahydropteroyltriglutamate-homocysteine S-methyltransferase activity. The transcript has 7 exons. The record is from RefSeq and is a predicted model, not a curated record. Lineage: Eukaryota; Viridiplantae; Streptophyta; Magnoliopsida; Ericales; Ericaceae. The coding region runs from base 1 to 1197 and encodes 398 amino acids.
AUGAUUUCAUUUGGGUUGCAGUCCUUUGAAACUUUGAUUUCCUUUGUGAAACGACUUCGUUUCGUGCCGUCAAUCGGGCGCUCUCCGUGUGUUCAAAAAGCUGCUGCUGCUUUGAAAGGUUCUGACCACCGUCGUGCAACAAAUGUCAGUGCCAGACUAGAUGUUCAACAGAAGAAGCUUAACCUUCCAAUUCUGCCAACCACCACCAUUGGCUCUUUCCCCCAAACAAUGGAACUCAGAAGAGUUCGCCGUGAAUACAAGGCGAAAAAGGUCUCCGAGGAGGAAUACGUUAAGGCUAUUAAGGAGGAAAUCAACAAAGUUGUCAAGCUCCAGGAAGAGCUUGAUAUUGAUGUCUUGGUUCAUGGAGAGCCCGAGAGGAACGAUAUGGUUGAGUACUUUGGAGAGCAGUUGUCUGGAUUUGCCUUCUCUGCCAAUGGGUGGGUGCAAUCCUACGGAUCUCGUUGUGUGAAGCCACCAAUCAUUUACGGUGAUGUGAGCCGCCCCAAGCCCAUGACGGUUUUCUGGUCCUCUAUGGCUCAGUCCAUGACUGCUCGCCCAAUGAAGGGAAUGCUUACAGGCCCCGUGACCAUCCUCAAUUGGUCGUUUGUCAGAAAUGACCAGCCCAGAUUUGAGACUUGCUAUCAGAUUGCGUUGGCUAUCAAGGAGGAAGUAGAGGAUCUUGAGAAGGCUGGAAUCAAUGUUAUCCAGAUUGAUGAAGCUGCUCUAAGGGAGGGUUUGCCACUUAGGAAGUCUGAGGAAGCCUUUUACUUGGAAUGGGCCGUCCACUCCUUCAGGAUCACUAACUGUGGCGUCCAAGACACUUGCCAGAUCCACACCCACAUGUGCUAUUCCAAUUUCAACGAUAUUAUCCACUCCAUCAUUGACAUGGAUGCCGAUGUCAUCACCAUUGAGAACUCCCGCUCUGAUGAGAAACUCCUAUCUGUGUUCCGUGAGGGAGUGAAGUAUGGUGCUGGAAUCGGCCCUGGCGUGUACGACAUCCACUCUCCUAGAAUACCAUCAACCGAUGAAAUUGCUGACAGGAUCAACAAGAUGCUUCAAGUUCUCGAGACCAACAUCUUGUGGGUGAAUCCCGACUGUGGGCUAAAGACUCGCAAGUACACUGAAGUGAACCCGGCUCUCAAAAACAUGGUGGCUGCGGCCAAGCUUAUCCGCACCCAGCUUGCUAGCGCUAAGUGAGUGGUGCUCCCUCAUAAUUCAAUCUUAAAAUAUCCUCAUAAUUGAUUGAUAAUAAUUGUGCUUCUGGUGAUGAAAUAUUCAGUAUUGUAGUUCGCCCAAUGGGCAUUUUCUUUUCUUGUUUUCCUGCCCUUUUUUGUUUUUGAAUGUUGUGUAAUUUUGGGUUUCACCUUCAGCAUAUUCGAAAGGCAUUAAAUUGAGUAGUGUUUGUUUCUAAAUGAAUCCAAUUCAAGAAAUUUCAUUAUUGAA